Molecule: messenger RNA, 5589 nt
Organism: Rhinolophus ferrumequinum (greater horseshoe bat)
Lineage: Eukaryota; Metazoa; Chordata; Mammalia; Chiroptera; Rhinolophidae
Gene: ACVR2B
Product: activin A receptor type 2B
Exons: 11
Coding region: 71-1609 (512 amino acids)
Biological process (GO): activin receptor signaling pathway; protein phosphorylation; cellular response to growth factor stimulus
Cellular component (GO): plasma membrane; activin receptor complex
Molecular function (GO): ATP binding; activin receptor activity; activin binding
Source: RefSeq, a predicted model, not a curated record
UGCGCGCCCCAGGAGCGCCGCGCGGCCCUGCCCGCGGGCUCCGGGUGUCCGCGGGGCGGCGCCGCGGAACAUGACGGCGCCCUGGGCGGCCCUCGCCCUCCUUUGGGGAUCGCUGUGCGCGGGUUCCGGGCGUGGGGAGGCUGAGACGCGGGAGUGCAUCUACUACAACGCCAACUGGGAGCUGGAGCGCACCAACCAGAGCGGCCUGGAGCGCUGCGAGGGCGAGCAGGACAAGCGGCUGCACUGCUAUGCCUCCUGGCGCAACAGCUCCGGCACCAUCGAGCUCGUCAAGAAGGGCUGCUGGCUGGACGACUUCAACUGCUACGACAGGCAGGAGUGUGUGGCCACCGAGGAGAACCCCCAGGUGUACUUCUGCUGCUGCGAAGGCAACUUCUGCAACGAGCGCUUCACCCACCUGCCAGAGGCUGGGGGCCCGGAAGUCACGUACGAGCCACCCCCGACAGCCCCCACCCUGCUCACGGUGCUGGCCUACUCGUUGCUGCCCAUUGGGGGCCUCUCCCUCAUCGUCCUGCUGGCCUUCUGGAUGUACCGGCAUCGCAAAGCCCCCUACGGCCACGUGGACAUCCACGAGGACCCUGGCCCUCCGCCCCCAUCCCCUCUGGUGGGCCUGAAGCCACUGCAGUUGCUGGAGAUCAAGGCUCGGGGGCGCUUUGGCUGUGUCUGGAAGGCACAGCUCAUGAAUGACUUUGUGGCUGUCAAGAUCUUCCCCCUCCAGGACAAGCAGUCGUGGCAGAGUGAGCGGGAAAUCUUCAGCACGCCCGGCAUGAAGCACGAGAACCUGCUGCAGUUCAUUGCCGCUGAGAAGCGAGGCUCCAACCUCGAGGUGGAGCUGUGGCUCAUCACGGCCUUCCACGACAAGGGCUCCCUCACAGAUUACCUCAAGGGGAACAUCAUCACGUGGAACGAACUGUGUCACGUGGCAGAGACCAUGUCAAGAGGCCUCUCCUACCUGCAUGAGGACGUGCCCUGGUGCCGUGGUGAGGGCCACAAGCCGUCCAUCGCCCACAGGGACUUUAAAAGCAAGAAUGUGUUGCUGAAGAGCGACCUCACAGCCGUGCUGGCUGACUUUGGCCUGGCUGUUCGGUUUGAGCCCGGGAAACCUCCAGGGGACACCCACGGGCAGGUGGGCACACGGCGGUACAUGGCCCCUGAGGUGCUCGAGGGAGCCAUCAACUUCCAGAGAGACGCCUUCCUGCGCAUUGACAUGUAUGCCAUGGGGCUGGUGCUGUGGGAGCUUGUCUCGCGCUGCACGGCUGCGGAUGGACCCGUGGACGAGUACAUGCUGCCCUUUGAGGAAGAGAUCGGCCAGCACCCGUCGCUGGAGGAACUGCAGGAGGUGGUCGUGCAUAAGAAGAUGCGGCCCGCCAUUAAGGAUCACUGGCUGAAGCACCCGGGCCUGGCCCAGCUCUGUGUGACCAUCGAGGAAUGCUGGGACCACGAUGCGGAGGCUCGCCUGUCGGCGGGCUGCGUGGAGGAGCGGGUGUCCCUGAUCCGGAGGUCGGUCAACGGCACUACCUCGGACUGUCUGGUCUCCCUGGUGACCUCUGUCACCAAUGUGGACUUGCCCCCGAAAGAGUCAAGCAUCUAAGCCCAGGACACGAGUGGAUCUCCCGACUCAGUGGAUCUUAAGAGGAAAAGGAAAAAAAAAAGUUGUGUUUUGUUUUGGAAAUCCCAUAACACCACCAACAAACACAUGAAAUGCAGCUGCUAUUUUACCUUGACUUUUUAUUAUUAUUAUAAUUAUUAUAAUUAUUAUUAUUAAUAUUAUUUUUUGGAUUGGAUCAGUUUUACCAGCACAUCGCUCUACUGUAUCGCAAACAGCGGACGCGUCAGCAGGCGUUGAGGUGCUGAGCUGUGAACGCAGAACCAGCGCCUGCUCAAGAGCCCCAUCACCUCCUGUCCUUUGGGGGUUCAUUGUUCCCGCUUUCUCUUUGUUUGUCGUCUCAGAAUCUGUGACACAAAGAAACCCAUCUCCUGUCUUAGGAAACUUAAUGCUGCAAACUCUUCCUAGAGGAACCUUUGAAGACUGUUACAUAAGAACACACCUUCCUCAAAAGAGGAGUGUCCCUUUGCCCUCAUCCUCCUGCCUCCCUCCCUUUUAUUGUGUUUUUUUCUCCCCUUUGAGACAGUGAGUUUAAGGAACAGCAGAUGUGUCUUUCACGGAUUAACGGGUGUUGUCCUGACCGAGGAAAAACUGGGAUGAGGACAGGAUGGUUGGACUGGAGUUGGCAGGGGCGACGGAGCAGGGGAAGGGUCUGGAGCAGAGCUACACUGGACUCGGGCACAGUUGGAGCACCAUCCUUUGCUAUGAGGCUACUUCUCAGGUAACCAGGAAUUGAGGGGAAGGACCGAGUGGAGGCCGAGCAUUAACGGCAAGCGUGGGGUUUGGAGAAAGUCCAAAAGCAGGUGUGGCUGUGACCCAUCUGUUGGCCCUGACCAGUUUUUUCCACUCACUUGGGCUUGGGCCUAAGACAGAACAUUUUUUUUUCUGCCCUACGUUAAGGUUAGGUAAGGGUAGAAAUCACGGUUUCGGGAGUACAUUCUUCAUCCAACAUGAUGCUGUAAACAUCUUUAAUGGGGCAAAGUUUGAAAUACAUGGCUUCCUCCUGGAGCAGUUCAGGGAAAUGCCCACAGGGCAGGGGUGCCCUGCACAGCCAGGGCAAGAGGAUUUCCUGUGUGGGGCCCACUGAGGCCUGCCUCUCUGGCGAUUCUGAGAGUCCUGCAGCGCCGGCUCUGCCCCAUGUGGUGACAUUACUGUCCUUUUUGUGGCUCAUGGAUACGGCUUUCUCCGGACCCCUUACAGUGGUGCAUAUUCUAAAAUCCCUUUCUCUAUUAUGCCAUAACCUUGCUCUAGUCAGUGAAUGUUCCUAAUGCUGCUGUUUCAACAUUUGAAUUUCUUUUAAUUUAUGAAACAUGCAAGAUUUUAAAAAAACAAAAGGUAUACACAUCCACAUGUACACACACGCUUUGCUAUGUGGCUUCCAAGGUUUAAAUUUUGAAAAGUAAAAGAAUUAAAACUUCACGACCACAGACCACCUCAAACCAGAAAUACCUCAGAAUUUUCUACUUGUGUAAGUUUUAUUAUAUAUUUUAUUAGUUGUGUUGUCUUGUAAUAAGUAUAUUUUAAUGUAAGUUGGCUUUUAUGACAAGAAAGUUUAAAAGAAAUAGAGAAAAAGAAAAAAAGUUUGAGUCUUCUAGGUAGUGCUACCAUUUUUGUUUGAUAACGCCCCCUUGUAAAUAAAUAAUUGUCAUCAACUGUAGGUUGGCUGUCUGGGCCAAGUCUGGGCAUUCAUCACUCUUGUUUGUGAAGGCUUUUCCUUCUGGUUUCUUUAGACCAUUUUAUUUUAAAACUGGAUCUCUUAAUAUUGAGGGGCGUUGGUGGGCAAUGGGGAGAGGUUGACUUGGGUGAGAAUGGGAGAGGGGCACCUCCUCUUGGGUUAUUUGGAGGUUCAGAUAUUUCCAUCAACUUGAUUGGUUGAUGUUCAGAAUGACAGGUAACCCCACUUAAACUUGAUGGCCCUUAGAGACCUGCAUGAGGUAAUUUUACUUGAGAUUUAAUUUCUUAAGGAAGUUAGCAGCGGUGAUAGCGGAAGAGAUCCUUGGUGUCUCGGAAUCCACACUGACUCGGGAGGCAGUCUGGCUAGAGUCGCAUGUCUGGAGGGGAGAGUUCUCUGCCUGUUGCCCCGGAGUUGGCAGUCUAAGAGGGCACUGCUUCCCUCUCCGCACGCUGUGUGCAGCAUCUGGGGCCUGCCUCUUGUGUGUGUCCUUUUCUCUGAGUGUUUGGGCAUAGGGUGCUGUGGGAGGUGAGUUUGCUUCCCUCUCCGAGCUCAGUUUUUGCUUCAUGGGUCAAAAUGUGAGCUGGCCAAGGUGGUACAGGGACAGGUUGCUGUUUUUUUGGUUGGUUUUUUUGGUAAGCUAUGAUGUCGUUUACUUUUUUUUAAAAAAAAAACACUAUUUUGUGCUGUGGUAUUUUCUUCCCUUGGAAUAAUUUUUAACAGCAAAACAGGCCUUACAGCAGUUGCUUUUCUUUUUCACUUAUUUCUUUAAGAAGCUUUAAAAUAUUUAUUGAGAAGUGCCAUAUCUAAUUUCUUUAGCUUUCUCCUCAGACAGUGCCGGGCGUCUCUACUUUUCACCCUCAGAAGAAACAAACCACUAACAAAUGUAGCUCAUUUACUAUGGGAAUGAUGGGAUCACUGAUCCUACCCAGGGUGGAAUACUAAGCGCCAGCCUUUCCAUGUGGGGUCAGAUUUCCUCUGGGUGAUUUCUCUUUUGUGUGCUGGCUGGAUUCUUGUGAGAACAAGCUUUGACCUGGCUGUGGAGGGUUGCACCGUUGCCCUGGUCUGGGCACCUGCUGACCAGGAUGCAGUGCAGACACGUAGGCCUUCCUGGUGGCCUGCAUGCCUUUCAUCUGAGUGGGCUCCCUCUUUGCUGACCCUGUGCUCAGCUUCUGUGGCAUCUCUUUGGGGCCUUGGCACCAGAAUGGAGUGUCAGGAGACGGUACCUGUUUGGUGUGGCCGGGGAGAGGGGAGAGUCGUGGGGGGUGUGUGCCAGUUCUUUGGACUGCAGGCUGCCCCUUCCCUCAUGCUGUGUAAAAUGCCCCCGUCAGGCAGUAUUGCUAAUGGCUGCUGCUGGCCAUAAGAAAGCGGGUGAUCUCUUUCCAGGGCAUGCCACUGGAGCCUGGGUGUAUUUUUUGCCUCAGAUCAGGUGUUUGUCUCUUUGUUGUCGUGUAUUCUUUGGGGAGUGAACCGUCUAGAAUGCAGGUUUAUAGGGCUUCUGCCUAUGCUCUUCUCCACAAAGAUUUAUGUGACAUUCAGUACUGGGCAGCUCAGAUAACGACUUUUAUUUUUCUUUCCUCACGCUCUGUGGAAGACUGGUGGCAAUGGAGUCUGGCAUCAUUUUCCCUGCCCAUGGGAGAGGCUGCCCCAUUGACAGUGGGAGGGCAGCCAAGUCAGGGGAAGAGAAGUAACCAAGGGUCCUUGUUCCUUCCUUUUUAGUGUGCUGUCACCCAAGCGGGCUCCUGGCUGUAGGAUGGGAUGUGCAGGAGAAUGUAUUAUGUUUGAAAACACCCCUGAUUACUGUGGGAAGAUAUCCCUAGCCAGAGAAUUCCAGGAAUGAGCAAGAGGAGGAGGAAGCAAGUGGGGACAGAAACCACUGUGUCACAGUGUCCUGCAGAGGACUCUUGCUGAUUGAGGGGUGAGAGGUAGGCAGGGAAGGCCAUGGACAGUCACUAGAGCAUCCUGGGGCUGGCACGAGCUGGAUUUUCUCCUGGGACCAUUGGUCCCUAUCAGGAGUCUUUCUUUGAGUAAGUUACUCAGGGCAAGGGCUGCAGAUGGACUAUUCUUAGGAGAAAGGGAGACCUGGCUAUAGGGAAGGUCGUGAGCCAUAUCACCCUUUGUCGUUCAGCUUGGCCUUGUCCUGUUGGCUCUUGGUCGGUGCUCAGCUCUGCCAGGGGAGGGCUUCCCCCGUGUGCCAGCUGCUCCUGACCCUGUCUGGACCUGGCACAUGAGAAUACACAAGGACUUUGUUCAGGCUUGAACAUCUUCAGGAGCCUUGCACACCCCCCCCCUG